Messenger RNA from Schistocerca gregaria, 990 nucleotides. RefSeq names its product putative gustatory receptor 28b. Gene Ontology annotation, cellular component: axon; dendrite; membrane. The coding region runs from base 1 to 990 and encodes 329 amino acids. The transcript has a single exon. The record is from RefSeq and is a predicted model, not a curated record. NCBI's taxonomy places the organism in Eukaryota, Metazoa, Arthropoda, Insecta, Orthoptera, Acrididae. Gene Ontology annotation, biological process: sensory perception of taste.
AUGUAUCAGCGAGUAGGAACAGAGAACUGGCAAUUCAAAUCUCUUCACAAAUGGACAACAAUCGCACUAGCUAUAUAUUGGACCCUUACAUACAGUGUGUUUCUUUGGAUUAAUCUAAACUCAUUGGCUUUGGUGCCAUUAAUGCGUGUUCUUUUCACGCAUUCCGUGGUGAAUGUCGUACUAGUACAGUUUAUUGUAUUUAACAUGGUGGUGAGAAGUUGGUUUGGACAACUGAAUAUGUAUUUACUUCAGUGCUUUAGCAUGUGUACAGAAGACGACCUCAAUGUCAGAGUUACUGAGGCACUACAAUCUUCCUCAGUAAAGAAAGAUACACAACAUGAUACCCAUGUGACUAUCAGGCAAAUCCAUGUACAUGAAAUGCCAACAGUUCCUAAAGCUGAAAUACUUUCAAUUAGACCACAUCAGAAUACGUCAAAUUGCGUCGAAAUACUACUUACGCGAAAUAGUUGCACGCUUCUGAGAAAGCUACGGGCAGUGUACAGCCUCCUGUACCAAGCUGUAACAAUGGUAAAUAGUGCUUAUGGUAUACAAAAUCUGAUUGUAAUAACCUCCUGUCUUAUGAGUAUUGUCGUGUACAUGUACGCAAUUACAUUUAACUUGUUCAGUUCAAACAAUGGUCUGUAUGGAGACAGAACACACACUAUAGUUAGAAUUUCACUAUGGACUGGCCUGCUGGUUUGGAGGAUCAUCGGCAUAUGCUACAGCAGCGAGGUGGUUAUUCGGGAGGCCAACCAUACACAGCGGCUGGUCACCAAACUUCAGAUGCUGUCGCUGCCUGCUAGCUGUGGUGUUCAGGAAGAGCUGCAGCUGUUUGGGGAACAGCUGGCAUGCAGUCCACCCCACUACAGCGCAUCUGGAUUCUUCACUCUGGAUUUGACAUUGCUGAAAAGCAUUGUGGCGGCCGUGACGACCUAUAGCGUCAUUCUCAUUCAGUUCUCUCAUAGUGAUACAAAUAUGCAGUUAAGAUAG